AUGGUACUUAAGUGUAAGGGAGCGUGUAACUUGUGUGGAGACAAGGACUGCCCCGAUCAUGUUCAUUGCCAUUCCUGGAAACAGAGAGGUUUUUGUCGACCUGGAGGGCCAUAUUACUCCUACAUGAAGGCGUACUGUCCAGCCACCUGCGAGCUAUGUGGUUGCGUUCCUGAGCCAAAUAAUGAUCCAUCCUGCGCUUUCUUGACGAAAGCCGGUUAUUGUAACCCUAAACAUCGAUUCUAUGGCUAUAUGAUGAACAACUGUCAACAUUCCUGCGGUUUUUGUCCCGGAUCGUCAAAGACUGAACCAACAACGUCUACAACGUCUGCUUCGUCAACGACCGCUGAACUAUCUACAACGCCUAGUCCUUCAACCACAGGUGUACCAUCCACGACGUCUAGUCCUUCAACCACAAGUGCACCAUCUACGACAUCUAGUCCUUCAACCACAGGUGCACCAUCUACGAAGUCUGGCCUUUCGACCACUGGUGCACCAUCUACGACGUCUGAUGUUUCAACCACAGGUGAACAAUCUACUUCGUCAUCAAACACUACCGCUGCUCUGACAGCUGAAGUUAAUGCUUGCUUAAAAGCACACAACGAAAGGCGUGCGCUUCAUGGUGCAAGUCCGCUGGUCUGGGAUGAUACACUGAGAGAGCAUGCGCAGGCUUGGGCCGAUCACCUGGCUGAGACUGGCAAAAUUCGUCAUGACCCAAACCGAGACGAGGAAGGAGAAAACAUAGCUUGGUUUAAAGGAUACAGAACUGCAGGUUGUGAAGAUGCACUGAUGGAAUGGUACGACAGAGAGGAACCAAAGUAUGAUUAUAGGAACCCUGGAUUUUCUCCUGAAACGGGCCAAUUUACCCAGGUUGUAUGGAAGGACACCAGAGCAGUAGGAGUCGCUCAAGCCUCCAGAGGCUCAGGUUUUUCAAAACAGAUCUUUAUCGUGGCUCGUUACAGUCCUUCAGGAAACUUCAUUUUGAGAAGGUUUAAAGAAAAUGUGGUCGAGAGACGAAACCAGCCAAAUACAACGCCUAGCUGGAAACGUUCAUCCACCAGAGGCUCAAAGACAACACCUGACACCUUAGUCACCAGGAAAGCAGUAACAUCAAUACAGCCUUCGGCCCCUACCACAUCUCUUACAGCUGAAGUAAAAGCUUGCUUAAAAGCACACAACGAAAGGCGCGCGCUUCAUGGAGCGAGUCCGCUGGUCUGGGAUGACACGCUAGUAGAGCAUGCGCAGGUCUGGGCAGAUCACCUGGCUGCGACUGGUAAAAUUCAUCAUGACCCAAACCGAGACGGCGAAGGAGAGAACAUAGCUUGGUUUAAAGGAUACAAAACUGCAGAUUGUGAAGAUGCUUUGGUAGGCUGGUACGAUCGUGAGGAGCCAAUGUACGAUUAUGCGAAACCUGGAUUUUCUCCCGAAACAGGUCAUUUUUCUCAGGUUGUGUGGAAGGCGACUACAGCGGUGGGAGUGGCACAAGCUUCAAGAGGCUCAGGCUUCUCAAAAGAAAUUUUUAUUGUUGCUCGUUACAGUCCUACGGGAAACGUUCUGAGAAGAUUUCAGAAGAACGUUGGAGUCAAGCGAUCUAAAAGUUAA
Messenger RNA from Pocillopora verrucosa, 1599 nucleotides. The record is from RefSeq and is a predicted model, not a curated record. NCBI's taxonomy places the organism in Eukaryota, Metazoa, Cnidaria, Anthozoa, Scleractinia, Pocilloporidae.